AAGGGGCGUGUCCCGGAGGGACGAGGCUAGACGAGGCUAGACGACAGUGGCGACAGCAGCUGGAAGAUCGAGCGCACCUGAAGGGAGGGGUCAGGAGUGCUUGCCUAAUCUCACUGGGACAGGCCGACGUAGACAAACAGCUUCUAUAAUCUCCACUUGGACUGGCCCAGCUUCAAUUAACAAGAGCCGCUUUGUUGAUUUGUCAAACCACUGAGCGAUUUACGAGGGGUUCCGCUUUGGAGAAGUUGGUUGAAAAACCUCUCAGUACAAAGCUGCAUUCAAGCAAGGAAGGAGGCUCAGUUCUCUUCCUAGCUAGCUUCUGAGCUUGGUAUGGAUAAUGGUAGAGCGGUGGAAGGUCAAGUAGGCUUAAAACAGAAUGAUGCGGAGAUCAGAGUCCAUGGACGUAUUCUUCCAGAGAGUCCUGAAGAGAGAAAAAGUGUGAUCAACUCCUUGGUGUCUGGGGCAUUGGCUGGCGCUGUGGCCAAAACAGCCGUGGCACCGUUGGACAGGACGAAAAUCAUUUUCCAAGUGUCGUCGAAUAGAUUUUCUGCUAAGGAGGCCUACCGGCUGAUCUAUCGUACCUACCUCAGGGAAGGCUUCUUCAGCCUAUGGCGAGGCAACUCGGCCACCAUGGUUCGGGUGAUCCCCUACGCUGCCAUCCAGUUCUCCGCGCAUGAGCAAUAUAAGCACCUUUUGGGCAGCUACUAUGGCUUCCAGGGAAAAGCGCUCACCCCUCUGCCCAGAUUUAUCGCGGGCUCUCUGGCAGGGAUCACAGCUGCCAUGUUGACGUACCCCCUGGACCUGGUCCGUGCCCGUAUGGCAGUAACACCGAAGGAAAUGUACAGCAACAUAAUUCACGUAUUUAUGCGGAUAUCUCACGAGGAAGGAUUGAAGACCCUGUACAGGGGCUUCUCACCUACCAUUUUAGGGGUGAUCCCUUAUGCUGGAUUGAGCUUCUUCACUUAUGAGACACUGAAGAAGCUGCAUGCAGAUCACAGCGGGAGGAGAGAACCCUACCCCUUGGAAAGGCUUGUGUUUGGGGCUUGUGCAGGCCUGAUCGGGCAGUCGGCCUCUUACCCUCUGGACGUGGUCCGUCGACGGAUGCAGACCGCAGGGGCGCUGGGCUACUCCUACGGGUCUAUCUUCCUCACCAUGAGGGACAUCAUUCGGGAAGAGGGACUCGUCCGAGGCUUGUACAAAGGGCUCAGCAUGAACUGGGUCAAGGGUCCCAUCGCCGUGGGCAUCAGUUUCACCACCUUUGAUCUCAUGCAGAUUCUCCUCCGAAAAUGGGGACACAGCAUGGACGUGCAGAGGUAACGCCAACCCUGCCGCCCAGGGGUUCCUUGCGGAGUGGGAGUGACCACCACGGUGGCGCCAGUCAGUGCUGACGAACGAGGAUGGACAAAUCCUCCUUUUUUUUUAAACCCCCUUCCCUUGAUCCCAGAUGAGAUUCUCACGGUAGAUCUGAAUGUGACCUCGGAGAAUUCGGUUUCAGACACACAGAUUCCUCUAACUGCGGCCAUCUCCCCUCCGGUUUCCAGAUAACGAAUGUGCAAAGAAAUAAUAGUAGAAAUCAGUGCAGGAUUUUCAUUGUUUUUACAAUGUGAUCGACAUACCCUGGAAUUCUCCGAAUAGGGGAGAAAAGGGGCCUCUUUCACUGCUAGCCUCAUAACUGGAGGCAGCAGCUGAUGUGGUUUUAUCUGUGUCAAACAUUUCCCCCCCCCCCAAACUCUUCCCAUUCCCCUUUUAUUUUAUUUUUUAAAAUUUGUCCACAACUCUCCUCGCCUAUCAUUUACCUCUCGGAAGUGCAGUGCCAGAUUGGGGUGGGAAUAUUUUUCCAUAGAGUUGACUUAAAAAAAGAAGGACGCUUCCUCUGGCAUUUUUUUUUGGGUUGCUGGAAACCAGGAGAUCUUAAAUCGACAGCGUUUCAGGUUGUUACUUUCCAGAGCAGCAUUUAAAAUAAAGGAUUUUGUGUUUUAUUUUGUUUUUCAAAGAAAAAAAAAAAAAGCAGCAAGAACAACAACUACUACUACUACCAGAUAGUUUUUUUCCCUUUUCCAUUGGAGAUGAUUCUGGGGAAAACAUUAUCAGUGCACAGUGUUAACUGGAAACUCUUGCCGUCUUGAUAUGCUAUCCGUUUUCAUUUCUUCAGUAUUAUCCAUAUUAUUUCCGCAGUAGGAAAAGCGUAGAGAAUGGAUGUCAUAAGUGUUUGGUUGGUUGAUUGGAAGGAACGUGAAGGGAUUAUGAGCGCCUGAGAAUCUCCUCUUCCUAUUUAAUAUUAACUUGUUGGGUUCUCAGAUUGAAUGAAGAGCCCUCCCCUGCUUUGUGCGUUUUUAAGAUCUUGCUCGCUUGAAAAUGGAGGAAACACACCUGUUGGCAAAACCGGCAGUCUCAUGUUGUAGCCUCCUUCCUAAAUAAUAUAAUUUCACUACUUAUUUUCCUUUUUCCUCCGUCCCUUUGCUGCUGCUUGUCAGAGUGGAGAAUACCAUUGUGCCAUGUUAGGCAAGCUUCCUGUGGCAGCUUAUAUAUUUCCUGCAUUUAGGUCUCUCUGGAUAGUUUUUUGCUGCUUUUUGCUCUUUUUCUCUUUGCCUGUUUUUCUCCUUCAUUCAACUUCAUUCACUUUGAUUAGGGGUGGGGGAGGAUAGCAACAGAUUACCCCGAUGUGAUUCUCAAGUCCUUCCCUUCUGGCUUGGGGAACUGUGGCCCUUUUAUGACUUGCGGACUUCAUCUCCCAGAAUUCCUGAGCCAGCAUGGCUCGGCUCAGCAUGGCUGGCUCAGGUAUUCUGGGAGUUGAAGCCCACAAGUCAUAAAAGGGCCAUAGUUUCCCACUCCUGGGCUAAAGGAAGAAAGAAGGAAUGGUGUAUGUUACAGGAAAAAAUCUGUGUCUGUUGCAAGGCUAAAAGACACUCGCUUGUGAACUGACAUGGAUCCUUCCCCACAUUUUGUACAACAGGCUGGAAACUGACUCUGACAUUUUGUGGGCCACAAAAUAUUUUGUGGCAAUCUAUACUACGCCUCUCCACACACACACACAGCAUCCUAAUUGUUCUUUAUAUGAUCCUGGAAAUUCUACAACUUCCCCUUGUUUGAUUCUUUGCAACCUCGCUAAUCGAAUUGAUUUCUGCAGAGGGGCUCAGAAUCCAACGGAAGCUUUUGCUGUCGUAAAGCGUUUUCUGCAAUUGAGAUGCUGUAAGUGCCCACCCCCAGAAAGCAUAUUUUUUAAGAAGCAGAAUCCAGAAUGUGAUGCGUAGGUGUUGUGCAGACAAAACAUGUUGACCGUGAAGGAAGAUACGUGAUGAGCAGCCUCAAGGUUGCUUAGCUGCCAACGUGCACAAGUCAAAUCACAAAUCAAUAAAUGUGAAAGAUGUCUCAAAUUGAGACUUAUUAAAUAUGAAAUAUGAAACUCAGCUCUUAGAAGAAGGCUUUUCUCCCGGUUUUAGAAUUUUUUAGAUUCCCUUCCCUCCCCACCCCGUCCACUGCUUAAGCUUGGUUGCCAAUCUAGCUUGUGUUUUUUUUUUAAACCUGCUUUAUAUACUUAAACACUGCACCACUUACCUUAUGGUCUUGCAUAGAGCCUCUUGGCCAGAAAUGUUAGACACUUAUCACAAAACAUCCCCUGGUCAUUGUAAUCAAAUCAAAUUCAUUGGGGGUGUAUUGGACAUUUAGCUGGGGGAACCUGCUAUAAUGGGGAUUUGUGGGGAGCUAAAAUGGGUCUCCCUUUUGUUCCCCAAUAUUAACUCAGCUGGAGAUCUUUACCAAGGCAAGUUCAGUGUGUUUUUCUCUUGUCUGCACAUUCCUAAGGUAGAGAGUGAAAAUUUGGCCAACUUUUAAGUCCUGUGGACUUCAACUCCCAGAAUUCCCAUGGCUGGUUGAGGAAUUCUGGGAGCUGAAGUCCACAAAACUUUAAAAAGUUGCCAAAUUUGAGGAUCCCCGGCCUAGAGCAGAAGUGGUGAACGAAGGCCCCUUUAUGACUUUUGGACUUCAACUCCCAGAACGCCUGAAUUCUGCAAAUUGAAGUCCACAAAUCAUAAAAGGGCCAUCAUUUCCCCACCCUUGGUCUAGAGUCGUUUUUCAAACCCGGCAACUUUAAAAUGCUUGGAUUUCAACUCCCAGAAUUCUCCAGCCAGCAUGCUGGAGUCCACACAUCUUAAAAUCGCCCAGUUUGAAAAACACCGCUCUAGAGUAAGAAUAGUUCAAGGGCAGGUUGGUCUUCCCUACUUGGAUCCUAGCCAGGGUUUUCCUUGGUCUAAUAAUAAUAAUAAUUCGAAAAGGUCAAUACAAGCCGGGCGGCCCUAAACGGCACCUUUCCUGUCGCUGCCAACCUUCCUGAGCUGAGCAAGGUGAUUUUUUAGCAAACCCUCAAUGCUGUUUUUCCAGGGUUAACAGGUCAGUUAGUUGACUGGAGUCUUUGCUGUAAUUUGAAUGUGCCUUUAAAAGGUGCUGUGUUGGCCUCCAAACACAACAGGAGUGUUCUUGUAGGACAAGGGGAACUAUUUUUUUGACAAGUGAAUCAGUGGGGAAACAGGAUCCCUUUCCUUGCAGGGGUUCCUAGCUUUUUACCCUUACAGAGCUCUUCUCCAGGGAUUGUCUGGAGAAGCCACCCUUGAUGUAGGAAAAUCUGUGGUGCGUUCCAGGCAGGGCUGUUCCUCGUAGCUUUGUGCAAACGGAGUAUACGAUUGCAAAGCCACCCACAACAUGUUUCCCCUGAGAGGGUUGUGGGCCCACAAGCAGCGUUUUGAAGGAAAGUGAGCUAGCCACUCAAGUAUUUGGCACCACCGCACAGUCAAGUAUUAUAAAGGGUGACUUUGGAGAGCUACCCCAGCCUUGGGGGGAACGACGGUGUUAAUAUGGCGCGACGCAUUUGUGUAGAAUGUUGAACGCAACGGCCUCAGCUGACGAGAGGUUCUCCUCUGCAUUGUGGCUUUUUAUCUGGCCAACGAUGCUUUUGUUUUAUAUAGAUGUUUAUAGUGACAAAAUUAUAAAGAUCUGUGCCAAGGGAGGAGGUAUAUUUAAUAAUAAAAAUGAAUUAUCCAGUU
This is a messenger RNA of Pantherophis guttatus, 5036 nucleotides long. It is a transcript of the gene SLC25A42, whose product is annotated as solute carrier family 25 member 42. Gene Ontology annotation, cellular component: mitochondrial inner membrane. Gene Ontology annotation, biological process: transmembrane transport. The record is from RefSeq and is a predicted model, not a curated record. Lineage: Eukaryota; Metazoa; Chordata; Lepidosauria; Squamata; Colubridae.